Arachis duranensis is the source of this 1883-nucleotide messenger RNA. Its product is annotated as glutamate-1-semialdehyde 2,1-aminomutase, chloroplastic. Gene Ontology annotation, molecular function: glutamate-1-semialdehyde 2,1-aminomutase activity; transaminase activity; pyridoxal phosphate binding. Gene Ontology annotation, biological process: tetrapyrrole biosynthetic process. The record is from RefSeq and is a predicted model, not a curated record. The transcript is spliced from 3 exons. NCBI's taxonomy places the organism in Eukaryota, Viridiplantae, Streptophyta, Magnoliopsida, Fabales, Fabaceae. Gene Ontology annotation, cellular component: chloroplast. Bases 276 to 1700 code for a protein of 474 amino acids.
AUCACAGUAACUAAAGAGGACUUGGCUUAAAAACAGCUAGAAACCUGCUUGAAUCAUCAUUCAUCGCUACUCUGAUUGUGCAGGUAUCUAGUUGAUACUGUUGUUGAUUAAAUUAAUUGCUACUCGGCUUGAAUUGAGUUGUGAAUUUGAAAAGCGAGCCCAAUCCCAUUAACUACCCUCUUCGAUGGCCCAAUUUGACUUUAGGCAUUAGGUGCCCUACCUACUACCAUUUUCAAUUUGACUGACCAGCUCUCUCUCUCUCUCGCGAUCAAUCCAUGGCUGCUGGUGCUUCUAGUUUUUACUGUAUUCCGCAGGCGGGUGCCAAGUCAAGCUCAAGGAUGCGAUUCUCGCGUGCUUGCAGAAUGCAGCAGCAGGUGUCACUCAACAACGACAAUAACACCAAUAACAACUUGAACUUGUCUCUUACCAAAUCCCAACAAGCUUUCACUGCUGCCCUGGAUUUGAUGCCAGGAGGUGUGAACUCUCCAGUACGUGCCUUCAAAUCUGUUGGUGGGCAACCAAUUGUGAUUGAGUCGGCUAAGGGAUCUCGCAUGCGGGACAUUGAUGGAAAUCAAUACAUUGAUUAUGUGGGUUCUUGGGGUCCUGCAAUUAUUGGUCAUGCACACCCUAAGGUACUUGCAGCAUUAGCUGACACAAUGCAAAAAGGAACCAGCUUUGGUGCACCUUGUCUGCUUGAAAACACUUUAGCCCAAAUGGUCAUCGCUGCAGUUCCAAGCAUAGAAAUGGUUCGCUUCGUGAACUCGGGCACGGAAGCAUGCAUGGGGGCGCUUCGUCUCGCUCGCGCAUUCACGGGGAAGCCCAAGAUCAUCAAGUUCGAGGGCUGCUACCAUGGCCACGCCGAUUCCUUGCUCGUCAAGGCAGGAAGUGGAGUGGCCACCUUAGGACUUCCAGACUCCCCUGGAGUUCCUCAGGCAGCCACUUCUGAUACCCUUACUGCGCCCUACAACCACAUAUCAGCCGUAGAGAAACUCUUUCACCUUCACAAGGGAGAUAUUGCAGCAGUUAUCCUAGAACCUGUUGUGGGAAACUCUGGUUUCAUUCUUCCUAAACCCGAUUUUCUUGCUGCCAUUCGCAAGAUCACCAAGGAAAACAAUAGUCUCCUCAUAUUUGAUGAAGUUAUGACCGGAUUCCGCUUGGCAUACGGGGGAGCUCAAGAAUAUUUUGGCAUAGUUCCUGACUUGACAACUUUAGGAAAAAUAAUUGGCGGGGGCUUGCCGGUAGGUGCAUACGGGGGUAGGAGGAAUAUAAUGGAAAUGGUGGCACCUGCUGGACCAGUGUACCAAGCUGGGACAUUGAGUGGGAACCCUUUGGCUAUGGCUGCAGGGAUAGAAACUCUGAAGCUUAUUAGGCAGCCGGGAAGUUAUGAGUAUUUGGACAAAAUAACAGGCGAACUUGUUAAUGGCAUUCUUGAAGCUGGGAAGAGGGCAGGGCAUCCCAUGUGUGGUGGUCACAUAAAUGGCAUGUUUGGUUUUUUCUUCACAGAAGGACCUGUGAACAAUUUUGCAGAUGCUAACAAGAGUGAUACAGACAAGUUUGCUAGGUUCUACUGGGGUAUGUUGGAGGAAGGUGUGUAUUUUGCACCUUCUAAGUUUGAGGCUGGCUUCUCUAGCUUGGCACAUACUCUUGAUGACAUUCAGUUCACAAUAGCAGCUGCUCAUAAGGUUUUGAGCAACAUAUGAUGAAUCAAUAAUAGUAAUUAUGCAAUACUUUAUGGUUACAUAUGCAUAUACUAGUUUUCAACUCCAGCUUUUGCAUAUCAAUUUAUAUACAAGUAUCAUAUAGUUUUGUAUUUAUUUAUUUUCUGUAAAACAAUUUUAAAGAUUUCUUAUUAACUCAACUUAGCACGUGAUGUUUUGACUCCA